AUGGACCAAGGCGUGAACAUCAAAGAAGAGAAGCGGGUAGAGGAAGUGGUCCAUGUGGAGGGAGACAUCGCCCAGCAAGGCCGGCGUAUCAUAAAGGAGCAUCGUUUCCCGCCAUCUUGGCGCGUCACGUGGCUGGGAAUCUUCUGCCAGGGCUUCAGCAUCACGCUCGACAUCGUACUGCACAAGAAGCUGGAGCAGGACCCGCUUUACGGUGUCGAGAUCGCCGUAGCCGUCGGCGACGUCAAGGAAAUCGGUGGCAUCAUGGGAUAUGUGGUCGGCAGCGUGCUCAUGCAGGCGACCGGUCGAGUCACGGCACUCUACCUCUACGGAAUCGGCAUGGUAUUUGGCACAAUGGUGACGGUGCUGUCCACAAUGCUGCCCCAACUGCCGACGGGAUUCUUGAUCUGCGUGUUCCAGGCCGUGUCAGGCGUGUUCAUGGCCGUCGGUAGCCUGACCGGAUACGUCUACCUGACCGAGGUGGCUCCAGACGAAGACCGCGGCGUCGUGGCCGGCAUCGAGCACUGCUGCUACCUGCUCGGCCGCCUGGUCGGUGGCUCGCCGUCGUCUCCCUGGAUACCAAGCGUGUUCUACAUCUUCUGCAUGAGAUGGGUCAUUGAGUCACCACUGUGGCUUCUGCAGGUGCAGAAAUUCCAAAACCUCCAGCUGGUGGGCAGCAAUGACAUCUUCUUCGGCCGGAAGGACCUCAUCAUGGUCGUCUUCGAGAUUUUAAUCAUGCCGGGCAUCAUCUUCCUGAUGGACACUAUCGGUCGGCGAUUCCUGCUCUAUACCUCCACGGUGCUGCUCACAGUAAUCCUGCUCUUGAGCGCCUACCUCGUCCACCGCACAAUACACGCCGAGUCGCUUGCCGAGAACGCCACCUUCGAGCGGGCCGUCAUGUGCGCUUCCCUUUGUUACGUGGUCGCCAACUCCGUGGGACUGGGACCCGUCUCCUUUCUGUUGUGCACCGAGGUACUACCGCCGCGGCGCCACGGUCUACUCGCUGGCGUCCUGUACAGUGGGGUCCACGUCCUGUUCUUCCUGUUUCGCUGGUCGAUGCGCUCGGAUUCCUAUCAGGUAUGGUACUUCGCGGCGGCUGGUGCUUCGGGAGGCUUUUCGCUGCUGGUGCUCAUAUUUUUCUUGCCGGAGACAAAGCUGCUGCCGUUAGACAGGAUACCGAACCUGUUUAGCGACGACCCCCGCUUGCGGCAAGCAGCGGCCCGAGCUCCGGAGAGCGCCGGAGGCACGCACGAACUUGUGGAGAAACAGGUUGUGCACCAGUUCCCGCUCAGGGACUUCGCUGACACCUACGAGCCGCCCGAAUUCGUGGAAGAUACGGAAACGACCACUUCCGAACUAGAAUGA
This is a messenger RNA of Rhipicephalus sanguineus (brown dog tick), 1362 nucleotides long. RefSeq lists its product as uncharacterized. The record is from RefSeq and is a predicted model, not a curated record. The transcript is spliced from 6 exons. Gene Ontology annotation, cellular component: membrane. Bases 1 to 1362 code for a protein of 453 amino acids. Gene Ontology annotation, molecular function: carbohydrate:proton symporter activity. Lineage: Eukaryota; Metazoa; Arthropoda; Arachnida; Ixodida; Ixodidae. Gene Ontology annotation, biological process: carbohydrate transport; transmembrane transport.